This is a messenger RNA of Dicentrarchus labrax (European seabass), 5399 nucleotides long. It is a transcript of the gene mideasb, whose product is annotated as mitotic deacetylase associated SANT domain protein b. The record is from RefSeq and is a predicted model, not a curated record. NCBI's taxonomy places the organism in Eukaryota, Metazoa, Chordata, Actinopteri, Moronidae. The transcript has 14 exons. Gene Ontology annotation, biological process: regulation of transcription by RNA polymerase II; negative regulation of DNA-templated transcription. Gene Ontology annotation, cellular component: histone deacetylase complex; transcription regulator complex. Bases 468 to 3839 code for a protein of 1123 amino acids. Gene Ontology annotation, molecular function: transcription corepressor activity.
GGUGGGGGGGGGGAGAAAAAAAAAGUACCAGCGAGUGUGAGGUCAGCAGCAUAGCAUGAGUCAACCUUGGGGAUGUAUGCAGUCAUCAUCGCGGGUCUGUCUGUCUGUAUGGUGCGGGCCUGCUGCCGCUGCUGGCCGCGCAGAGCUGCGAUGUGUGCGAUCCUGCAGGGCUGAGCCGCCGUUAGUAGCAGCUUUCAUGACCAAAACCAGCAGGUGUUGCCCAUGAAUGAGAAAAACAGGCAGACUUCUUCAGAUCUGCUCACCCCAGGCCGGCGACCUCUGAGUUGGUCACAAAGAACUUCAGAGGGGAAGAGGCGAUUACCCUGCUUGACUUCGCCACUGAUGUCAAUGUAGUUAUUUUACUGUGGUUGCCCUUUUGAUUUUUUUGGAUUGAUAUAUUCAAGUGAUACCCAGUGGAGCAUUAAUAGCUGGUUUGCUUGGAAAUACUCACCUGGCUCGGCUUAUUCAUGCCCGUCAUGAGCGUACCAGCCCAGCAGAAACCCAGCGCCAAAAGAACUGGCAAACGCAUCACGUUUUUCAACGAACAAAGCAUAGCAAUGAAGGAGAGUUCUCAGCACCCUGAGGGGUCGUACUAUGUUCCGGGUGGCACUGCCUCAGACCCCGGACAGAGCGAGGCUGCAAGUACUGUCACCUCCAAUCCAGAGGGCCCUCACAUGUACCUAAACUCGGUCAUAUUCAGCCCAGAUAAGGGCGACCAGAGCAGGGGUCAUUAUCAGCAGACUGUGCCUAUGAAGUGGGCGCACCAGGAGCCCAGUCAGCAGCAGCCAUCUCUGUCCCAGCAGCAGAGAGCUGCCUCGUGGAAUACCAUGACUAACUGGGGACAAAACAUUGCUAAUUACAUCGGAGGAGUUAAUGUAACGGACUCAAGGACCCAGAAUGCAUUUGCAAAGUCUAUGCAUGAGACUUCUGGCUUACAGCCACAUCAGCAGCCCUCUAACAGAACUGCAGACAAGUUGCCUCUAGGGCCUAACCCUGCAGUUGAUGCAUACAGGGAUGCAGUCAAGGCUCGGGGACUGGAGUGGGAGCAGCAGCAGCAGCAGUCCCAGGCCUUUCAGGAGACCUUGAAACCUGGGGCACUGAACACCCAGCAGCACAGCACAUCCCACCCAGGAGGAAGCUCAGUCUUGCAGCCCUUCCAGUUGGCCUUUGGUCAACCCAAGCAGCACCUGCCACCCUACUACCAGACCUUUCAAGGCAACAGGACAACCUUACCUAAUCCACCUAUCUAUUCCACACAAGCAAAACCCCCUCACCAGUUGCAGCAGCUGCAGAAGCAAGAGCAGAUCCAACGCCAGCAACAGCAGCAGCAGCAACAACAACAACAACAACAACAACAACAACAUCACAUAAUCCAGCAACAAAUUCAGCAACAGCAUCAUCAUCAAAUGCAGCAACAACAAAUCAUUCAACACCAACAGCAUGUACAGCAACAGCUACAGCAGCAGCAACAAAUGCAGCACGAGCAGCAGCAACAAAAGAUACAGCAGCAGCAGCAACAGCUCCAAAUUCAGCAACAAAUGCAACAUCAGCAGUUGCAACAACAAAACCCUCAUGUGCUUGACUAUUACCCUGGUGCGCAAAAUGCACACCCUCACCCACAUCCACAGCCUGUGGUGGUACACUCCCAGGAGUCCUCUGCUCCAGCUCCCCCAAAGAUCCAGGAACCAAUUAUCCAGGACAUCACCCCAGAACCCCAGCAGCCUUCAGAUCCACUACAGCCCCCUCUCCUGUCUGACCCCCUGUCCCAGUCACAGCCCCAGACACAACUCCAAUCUCAAACCCACCUUCGCAGAUCACGACGGUUAUCCAAGGAAGGUGGGGCGCCAUCCGACAACCCCUUUCUCUCCGUCUCUUCGGAUCAGGCUGCCCCGGGGCCGCAGGGCUCGCAGAACGGGGCCCGUGACAUCCAGGCGGCCCCGACAGGCGUCAUCCAGAGCACGCGCAGGAAACGCAGGGUGUCCCAGGAGGUCAACUUGGAGACCCUUGCUCAGAAGGCCUCCGAAAUGGAGUCUCUACCACCACAUGUUGUAAAGGAACCCCGCCGGCCGUGGAGUCCCACUGACUCAGAGGGUCUGAAUGCCAAGCGGCCCCGAGACGACAGCCUCGUUCCACUCGUCAUCCCCGUGUCCGUUCCAGUACGAAGGAAGGAACCCUCUUCUCCUGAUAGAGAUGAAGCAGCCCUGGCCUCCAACUGGCCCCCCAGGCCUUCAAAUCCCCAGGACCUCGGCCGCGCUGACCACAAGCCUUCAGUCAUUGUCACCCGGAGACGCUCACUCAGGAACUCCUUGUCCGAGAGCUCAGAGCAGAAUGGAGGAACUGAAGGAGAGAACGAUGACGGCAAAAAGUGCAAACGGCGUCCCCGACCCGAGCCUCUUUUCAUCCCACCACCUAAACCCAGUUUAUUCAUUGCCCCCUCUGUCUACUCAAUCACACCCUACCAGAGUCACCUACGUUCCCCCGUUCGCCUCGCAGAUAACCCCCUCACCAUACCUCCCUACACGCCGCCGCCAAUCCUCAGCCCUGUGCGUGAGGGCUCUGGCCUGUACUUCUCCACCUUCCUGUCCACUGCUGCAGCUGCUGCAGCCAGCGCCCAGGGCCUGCCACCUCCAGCAACCCCCAAGUCGGCAACACGCAGCCUGUUGCGCUCCAACAGCUGCGAUAUCACACCACCAGUUCUGUCUGCUAUGAGUGAGGCCACUCCAGUCAGCAUAGAGCCACGGAUAAAUAUUGGGUCGCGGUACCAGGCGGAGGUGCCAGAGCUGAGGCAGCGGUCAGCUGUUGAGCUGGAUCAUCAUCGAGCUGAGCUGGUCUGGGCUCCACUGACUGAACUGGAGGAGAAACCCGACUACCAGGAGAAAGUGGAAGACCUCAUGCACCUGGCCUGCUCCAGUGUUUUCUGUGGAGGAGGCACCAACCAGGAGUUAGCCCACCAUUGUUUGUACGAGUGCAAAGGGGACAUAAUGGCUGCGCUGUCUCUCCUGAUGCUGAAGAAUCCAAUUUUCCCCAAGUCUCAUCACCUGGCAAACUACCACUACUCAGGAUCCGACAGCUGGACCGCAGCUGAGAGACGCCAGUUUAACAAAGGCAUCUCUGCGUACAAGAAGGAUUUCUUCAAGGUGCAGAAACAGGUGAUCACCAAGUCGGUGGCGCAGUGUGUGGAGUUUUACUACACGUACAAGAAACAUGUCAAGAUCGGCCGCAACGGGACGCUGACGUACGGAGAGGUUGAGCCUCUUGAGAGCAGGACCACUGAGGAGGAGAUGGACCACAAGGGCUCUCACAGAUUGGAGCCACAACGGGAGGAGGACAGCAGGAACUGGGAAGGAUCAGCUGACAGGAAACAGGAAGUCGGCCCCACCAGGGUGACACACACGUUGCAGUCCACUGAGAACCCUGGGACCGUCCUGAUCAUGAAAGGCCAGGAAGACGCGGGGCGGGACCAGCCGCUGUCCCGGGUCAUCCAACCACCUCAUCCACCCCCUCCCAGCGCCAAGUCACGCUACGACAGCAACGCACGCAAGACCAGCCCUUCAACAGGAAACAAAGGCACAGCUGGUCAAGAGGGAGAGUUCCCCUGCAAGAAAUGUGGCAGGAUCUUCUACAAGGUGAAGAGCCGCAGCGCCCACAUGAAGAGCCACGCCGAGCAGGAGAAGAAGGCCGCGGCACUACGCCAGAAGGAGGCGGAGGAACGAGCAGCCGCGGAGGCCGCCGCCCUCCUCGCCGCACGGCAGCAGAACGGGACGCGACAGAUAGGCGGGGACAGCACCAACGACGACUCGUCAGACGGGGAGGACGAGGACGACGAGGACUGGAAGUAAGAGAAAGGCCGCACAGACUGACUGCUCCGUGCAGCGUGGCUAUCUCUCUGGAAUGGAAGAAGGAAAGUUUGGAGAGAAGAAAAAAAAAAAAGAAUCCCUCCUGUGAACUUUGUGUAUAUUUUGUGGAACAAGAAGACUUCCGUUGCUUGGCACAUUCAGGGACAGAUUUACUCCCAUGUAUGUGUUUGUGAAUGCGUGGACUGUGUGUGUGUGUGUGUGUUUGUGAAUGCGUGGACUGAGUGUGUGUGUGUGUGUGUGUGUGUCUGUGUGUGUGUGUGUGUGUGUGUGUGAGAGAAUGUGUGUGCUUUUCCAAAACUCACCAACGCCCCUUUACUCUGCUUGAAAAGCUUUUUUUCAAGAGUUACCUCUCUUGGUCACAGGGCUCGGCCAAAUCAAAGCCAUGCCGCCACUCUCGGCGCUGUCCUGCUUUUACCACGCCAGGCCACGGCCUUCCUCAGCACUUCGAGUCUCUCGCCGCCUCCUUUUGUCAGACGCGGGAACUUGUUGGACUCCCUUUUUUUCUUUCCCUCUCUCGAUGAGCCACAGCACGCGCUUGCCGCAUCCCGACUGGAUGAAGUUUUGGCGAUAUGGACACUGAAAUCUGACAGCUGGGGGAGCGCGGCGAGGCGAACGAACGGAGGGUCGUGCUGUUAGUUUCUCUGCUCUAAGACGGACAGAUGGAUGGAUGGAUGGAUGGAUGGCAUGUGCAAACUGUUGCCUUUGUUUCGCCGCUCUUCUGCACUCAAGGCUGCCAAAAGCUUUCUCAGACGCAUGUUGUGCACCAAAUGGGUUCCCUCUCUCUUUCUCUGUGAGCGUUGUUCAUUUGGGCUUUAGUUCUGUGAAUCCCUCUUCAGCCCUCGUCACUUUUUAUAGUUCCCAGUUUGUUCCUCACUGUUGAUGCCUUGGAUGUUUUUGAUGCUUUUUAUCUUGAAAUGACAAUCAAUUUUACACUGUUGUUUUUUUUUUUGUUUUUUUUUAUAAAUAUAUAUAUACAGGUAAACGUUACUUUUUCUGCCUGUGUAGCUAUAUAUGGUUAUUGCUGUUGUUUUUGUGAAUAUUCUUGUUGAUUAUUAUUAUUAUUAUUAUUAUUAUUAUUAUUAUUAUUAUUAUUAUUAUUAUUAUAAUAUCCUGUUUUGGGCUGCAAUUUAAUUGAGCGCUUUUCCGUUCUUGUCCAUAGCUUCUUCUCCUCCUUUUUUUUUUUUUUUAUUUAAACAAAAAACAAAAAUAAUGCUACUUGCUGCCUGUUUAUAACUGUGAGAUUUUUUUGGAAGCCAGAAAUGAAGAAAAGGCAGAAACAUAUGUGCAAUAGAACAAGUUGACCCCACCCCCUGUUACCAGAGCGUCCAAGCCCCCUCCCCCCCCCCUCUCUGUCAUGCUUAUGACUGGCUGCUCUGGAUGCCUCUCUGUCAAACCCUGUAACUGAUAGGAGGCACUGACUCGGACUGUUGAAACCGCAGGUCUCUGUAGAUACACAACAAAGUGGGGAAAGACAACAAACAGCACAAAUGAGAUCAAGACACAUUUUGGAAGCCGAUACCAACAUUCAUGACACACUUACUA